UCAAGCAUGGCGUUAUAAACAAGAUGGCGGACGAAUGGGACAGGUGCGCUCGUGUUUCAAACAACAAACCGAUAAUUUGCUAACAUGAAAACUAUGACGCUCAAACUGUGAUAUCAUUUUCAAAGGAUAAGUGGAAUCAAUACAAUUAGUUUCAUUUUGGAAUAUAUACAAGAGUGUAUUACGUUAAAAACACACAAUGGGUUCAGAUUUAUACUUCUUUGAGCAAUGUGAGACUAGAAAAGUGGCAAGAAGGUACAGAAAACUUCCAGAGGACUUACCUGAAAGUCUGAGGUUUGCUCACUUGAAUCCUAAAGUAGCCGCUCUUCUUGCUAGUAAAGAACGUGGUCAGAAAGUUGAUAGCGAAGAUCCAUUUGGAGAUGGGCUAGGCAAAAAAAGUCUUUUACCAGAUAUAAAUGCUGCUUUCACAAAUGUACGUAAUCAGUUUGACAGUGCAUUAUCAAAUGAUGAAGAUUCUCAAAGAUUCUUAUUUGAAGAAGCAAAACUUUCAGCCAGUGCUAUUUUACGUCAGCUGGCUCAGAUUAUUUACUUUUAUGAGGAUUUGAAUAAAUUAAUUCCAAAAAGUUUAGAAUAAAAUUUAAAUUUUCAGGUAUAAAAAUUUACCAGGAUAUUUUUGUCGUCCCCAAAGGGGGAACCAGGAAAUAAAAGGAACGUUUUUUGGGCGAGACAGCAGCAAGAGCUUAAUGUGAACAGUGAAGAAGACUUCUCAGAAACUGAAAUUAACGUUCUUACAGGACGGACAAAGUCACGUGUAGGCACUGAGAGGUCUGGAAGUGAAUUUGAGAAAAAAAUUAAUGUAAAGAAACAGAAAGGAAAACUUGGAACAAUUGAUCAAGGUGAUGAUACAGAAAGUAUAAUGCCAAAGUCAGAAUCUCGACAAGGUAAAAGGUCCGACAGUAGGAUGUCAAUUGGCUCACAAUUUCGACCACAACUUGAUACUAUAAAUUUGAGCAGAAUGGCAAAUCGACGAAAAGGGUCAAGUAUUGCAGGCUCUUAUCGAAGCAUUGGCGAAUCGCCUAUUAUGAGAAACCGACGGAGGGACGACGUUUUUUCGCAAUUAGGUGAAUCACAGUCUGAACCACGAUCAACUAUGGCAAACCCUUUGUCCUACAUGCAAACUAUUAACUUCCAGCUCUCAAACACUGCUUUUGAAGAUAAAGGAUGGAUAAUGCUUAAAGGCCGACAAGAAGAAGUGGAUCAAAGUCAGAUUUUAGAAUAUUGUGUUCAACGUCUACAAGAAUCUUUAAAAUCAAUGACUGCCCAAGCAACAAAGGAGGUAGAUCAAGGCUAUGACAAGCCUGUGAUUGUACGAUAUUACGGUGAUGCCAAGAAGGAAACCUUGCUCAAAUAUAGAAAAUCUCCUAAAAUGACUCCCAUUCAAGGCAAUAAACCAAAUAAACCAAAAAUACCUAGUAUUAUAGAUGAGAAAAAUGAAGGAAAGAAACUCAUGCAAACUUCACAUAUAGAUGGCAGCACUGUUAUAUAUUACCCCUCAGGGCGUCCAGCUGUGAUUUAUAGCGCCGCAGGAUUUGGCCGACCAGGAUUCUACACCAUCGUUUAUGAAGAUGGUAUUGACUCCCGUAUGUUGGCAUGUUUUACACCAAGUGGGCGUGGUGUCUGUUACUAUGACAAUGGUGUUGUCAGGUUUUUAUCAACAGAGAAAGGUGGUCAUUUAACUGAGAACAAUGGAAAACUUGUUAGAAAAUGGAAGUGGCCACAGGCAAAUGUAAAAAUCACAGAACCUAUAAGUUUUCAGGUUAAUAGUCACAUUAUAUUCCGCUGUGUUGGCCAAACCCAGAUGACUAUAGUGUUCAACUGCCAGCGUGAAACAUCACGGUUUAGCGUAGGACUCAUGCCAGAGGCAGACGAGUAUAAACCUAUUGAGGAAACAGGCAAAUUUUUGAACGCAAUUUUAGGGGCCAAUUUUCUAACAGCAUUCACUUUCUCCUCCAAAGCAGCCAAAGAUUUGAUGCGUAUUUUUGCACCUAGUAAAAAGAUGAAGAAAAGGGCAAGAAAGAAAAAAGAUAAAAAUGGUGGAGGUAAUAAUCAUGAUGUGAAAAAGGAAGUGUCUUUUGUGGAAAAACCUAUCAUCUCAAAUAAACAGGGGUUUUAUUCACAAAAACAAAAGAAUAUUGAUGGAAGAGUGUCUGGUAGUCCAGAUACAACUGUUCAUGAUACUGAAAGGGUUAAUAAUUUAAUGAGGUCUUGUUUAAGUCCCACCAAACAGAGGCAAUCAGUUAGCCCAAACCUUGUUCGAGAUCGAUCACCAUCACCAAAUAAACAUAAACAGAUAAUAGGUAAAACAUCACCUGAGGGAAGACCAUGCUCUACCUUAAAUAAUGAGAUGUUUGGUUACAGAAAGACAGAAACUGUUAGAGGAAAAUCAGCAACACCAGAACCAACCAAGCUGAAAAGCCUUGGAAGAGAAUAUUGCAUGAGGAAAAGGACACAGUCUGCAAGAAAUUUUUAUGCUAGAAUCAGUCAACUGGAAAGUAAAAGUAUUUUGCGAAAUAGAUGGGUAAAGAAGACUCCCGAGAAACAAAAAAUAUCUGAAGAAAGCAACUUAUAUAUCCAAACAGAGGCUUAUGCUGAUAGAUGGGAACAUAAGAAACUACUAGAUGAGGAGGCAAGAAAAUUAGAAAAAGAAAACUUUAGGAAAAUGGAAGAAGCUAAACGGAUGAAAGAACUCGCUGACCUGAAGAAAGAGGAAGAAAAGAAAAAAAGAAGGAAAAAAAAGCGGUUAAUGAUGGUAAAAAUAGGUACAUUUAGUGUGGAUAGUAAGCAGGACAAAACUAUGCGAUCAAGUGGAGAGUGUCAUUCUGCAAAAAGUAAAGUUGCAGAGAUAGCUGAUGAGGAGGUUGAAAACAAAAGGGCGCAUUCUGCAGCAUCUUAUAAGAUACAUUGUGAUAAUUCAUUCAAAUUUGAUGUAGGAAAAUCAGGGUAUGAUAAGGCAGCAAAAGUAGAAAUUGGUGAACCAUACAAAUCUGUUUUUGAACAAAGAGUUACACAAGGUACUAGUUGCAUUGAAAAUGAAACAGAAAAAGAUGAUGAAACAAGUUCGAAAGGCAAAUCUGAAUCUGGUGAAAUUUCCAAAAGAAAUGUCAAACCUGAUAAUACGCAAAAACAGAUAUGGACAAAUAAAAGUCCUGUUGAAUCGUCUAUAGCCAAUAUUCCAAAAGUAGUGCUAUUGUCUGCAGGUGGUACUCCAGAAAUAGUUUUAGAAGGUGUUGUGAAUAAUGCUGAAGGGAAUGAAGAAACUGAUACUAUAACCAGUGAGCUUCCUGAGAAAUCAGUACCAUUACGAAAAAGAGGUCUAUCUGUUUUUCAACCUCCAACUAUCAAGGAAGAACCUGGUGAAGUAGAGGAAGCAGAAGAUGCUAUAGAUGAUGAACCAGCAACAAGGCCUGAAAUGUUUAGAGAAAGGAAGAUGUCUAUGUUUUCUGGUACCACGGAGGUCAGUGAGGAUUUAGACAAUGCUGAUGAUACGACUGUUCUAAAAGGUCGUAGACUGUCAAAAGUUAUGCAAAGCAUAUUAGCCUUCAGGCUAAAUGUCCUGAAGAAAAAAAAGUUGGUUAUAAGUGAGCGUGAAGAAGAAUGUAGUGAAGAAGAGGACUGUGAUUUGCAAACAUCAAAGAGUCAGUCUUCAGAAAUACUCAAACUUCUGCAGGAUUUUCCAGACAAGGUUCACUAUGAGUUAGAAGCUGAUAAAGAACUUGCAAGACUUCAAAGAAAAGCAAAAAAUUUGGUUGACGAUUGGAUGGAACAUUAUAGAAUAGCAGUUGGGCUUAUUUCUAGCUCACUACAGACGGUAAAAGAUAAGCCCAACUAUAACAUAGGUAACCGCAAUAUAAAGUCAGCUCGACACUCGGACUAUCAGCUGGAGGUGAGGAGAGCCGUACUUGGGGUUGAAGAUCAUGUUCUACCUAGGAAGAAAAAUAGAAUACCAUCAGCUCCUUUAGAUGGUUUAGGAAACGAGUAUGUUGAUGAGGAUUUCCAGGCCGAGUUGAGUGCAAGGCAUGGAAACAAUGCUGUAUCGUUUGUGGAGAAGGCAGCGCCUGGGGCUGGGGAUGACACAAUGUCACCGGCUGGAGCAGCUCUUAUGAACAGACUUGCAGAAAAUGCUGGCAGACGGUCAGCCAGAUCUCGAGCAUCAACAGCUCGUAGCUCUUCUCCGCCCAGACAGCAAGCUCCGUCAGUCUCUGAGCGUGUACCAUCGGCCACUCCUCCAGUUGCACGCAGUCAUUGCCCUCUAGUUAUACGACAGCAGAUUCUUGGUUACGAGAAACCACAGUGUCGCUGUAGCCGGCAUCAUAUCCCGUUCAUACUUGACCUUGAACUUGAUGACUUUGUAAACACGGAAACUCCUGAAGGACAGCUAGUUGUGAUCAUGGUUGUGUCGUCAUUGUUUCCGGGUAUUACCAAAGCAGAGGAGAUGUUGAAUGAGAUUUAUAGCAAUCAAAACAGGAACCGUACUCGGCCCUGUGUACAGAGUAGAGGCGACAUGUUCCGUGUAUUCAAGUACGAUAUUAACUCUGCUGCUGAAAUGUCUGAUCAUACUCAACCACUUUUGAUGACUCGACAUAAUGUUGUUCCUGGAAUGAUCCUUAUAUACUGUGAUGGCCGACUUUACUUUUGUGAUCAUAUAUUUAAUGGUUAUGGUAAUACUAGAAAAGAUUUCAAGAAACAACUUAUGAAAUCCCGACAUGAUGCCAUACAUGGCAAUGCUCUACCCAAAGACUUUAGGUUCAGUCCAAGUAGAGGAAAGAGUGGUAUGAGGUCUGCCUGGGGCGGGGAGAUCGGUGGUGCCGGGGUAGAUAAGUACAGCAGUACCGGUACUGUGGUGGACAGUAGUCUACAGCCAAUACAUCGACCUAACUCCGACUCUUCCGAGGGCGACCUGAGUGCAGGUGGAGUUCACCUUGAUGCUGUCAAAGAGAAGGUGGAUCUAGGUCCUUUCCAUACAGAAAUACAAGUUCGACUUAGGCCACUUAUAAGCUACCGCAUGCCUAGUAAUAGCAGGUCAUCAAGCAGAAGGCCGUUUCUGCCUCAAAUCGAGAAUAAACAGGUUACAAGCAGCCCAAUACCUCAGCAUGAGUCUAUCAGCAACUGGAUUUCAGCCAGCUGUCCUAACCCCUCAACCGUCGGCAGUCACCAGUCACUUACAACCAGUUUAACACAGUCAUCAUAGUUAGGACACAGUUCAGCUGUCCUAAUCUCUCAACCAUCAUGUAUCACCUACAACCAGACUAUCACAAUCAUCAUAGUUAGGACAAGGGUUUGUUGUCCUCAACCAUCAUGGAUGCUACAACCAGUUUAUUACAGGACAUGGGUUAGCUGUCCUAAACCCUCAUCCAUCAUGGAUGCUACAACCAGUUUAUUACAGGACACAGGUCAGCUGUCCUAAACCCUCAACCAUCAUCUACAACCAGUUUAUUACAGGACACAGGUCAGCUGUCCUAAACCCUCAACCAUCAUCUACAACCAGUUUAUUACAGGACACAGGUCAGCUGUCCUAAACCCUCAACCAUCAUCUACAACCAGUUUAUUACAGGGCACAGGUCAGCUGUCCUAAACCCUCAUGGAUAAUUAACCUACAACCAGUUUAUUACAGGACACAGGUUAGCUGUCCUAAACCCUCAACCAUCCCCUACAACCAGUUUAUCUAUAUCAUCAUACUAUUCAUAGUGAGGACAGGGGCCCAUUACCGUCAUCCGUCACCUACAACCAGUUUAUCACAAUUAUCAUAAUUAGGACACAAGUCAUCACAGAUAUAACCCAGUCAUUGAUGAUUUCAGAACUUGAUUUACUACUGUCUCAUAUAUACUCAGGUUGUCUCAGCAUUUUUGGAGAUUCAGUAUUACAAGUAAACAUUACUUCUGUACUUUUCCACUAUGACCUAACAAGUGUCAUGAAAGUCUAUGAUGUAAGAAUUGUAAUAUAAAAGUAGUCAGCACUUGGCAUAUAAAUUUACGAUAUUUAAUUAAUUGGGUAAUUUAGUUGCACUGAUAGAAUACUUGUUUCUCAUGCCAUUUAUUCCCCAUCCACUGGUACAUUUCUAACCAUUUAUUUGGAGAUGUUGGCAGUUUUGUAUGUGGAGAAUCCAGAUAGUAUCAGUACAGAAAUGUAGGAAUACUUAUUCAGUACUUGCCUGCAUGCAAAAUGACUGGAAUAUUCAUAAUACAUCAGCGCCAAGUUGGAACAAAAAUGCAAAAAAUUUAUUUCAUUAUUGUAACGGCACUUUGGUAUAUAUCAAACUGCAAAUUAUAUAAAAAAUACUGCUAAAUGCUUCAAUUUGAAUACAAUUUGCAUUUUGAUUAUUUUUCAUACACAAUACUUAAGAUACAAAGGCUGAAAGGUUUAUGUUAUUACAGAAAAUUUGCAUACCAGUACUACUUCUAAAUGUGGCAAUUUUUGUCAACUAUCAAGUUAUUUGGGUGUAACGUCUUUCUUCUGCUUGAUCAUCUGUGCCUUCAUAUUAUAACUGCUGUUUAACAGUUGCUUAUAUAUACAUAUACAUGUAUAUCAUGAAUUAGAAUGUGAUAUUUAUUUAUAUCACUACUAAUGUCAAAUGAAAUUCAAUGCAAUAAGUAAAUUAUUGUACAGUAAUUCAUCCUAGUGUUUCAUUUUUUUAUAUAUAUACAUAUAUAUAGCAUUAUAUAUACAUUAUUAUAAAUAAAAUUGUAUUAUAUUUAUUCUAUGACUAAUCAGUAUUAACUGAACAUUUGCAGAUAUUAUAUUUUGUUGGAAUUCUCAAUCUGUAUUUUACAUGAUGCUGCCUUCAUAUUAUAUUAUAUGUUCUUCAAUAUUGCUAGGACUGUCAAUUUAUACUGUAUACUGUUGAAUUUAUUUAAUGGAUUUUUGUUUAAUGGAUUUUCCUAUAAUGAAUUUAUGUUUAAUGGAUUUCUGUUUACCAGUAAUGGAUUUAUGUUUAAAAGAUUUUCAUUUAAUGGAUUUUUCCCUACGUACUUUGCAUUUGGAACAGUCCAUUUUAAAGUUUUAAGCCCGAUUCUAUACUUGUUGCAAAGACCUAUGGGUUGGUUAAUUUGGAUUUUAUUUUCUUUUCAUUUAUUUAAUAAAGAAAAUGAUUAUAGAUAUUAUAAAAACAAACAGUUAAAAUAUAUGUAAUUUAAGGCCUGUUUUCUGAAAUAUUAUACAUAUUCAGUAAAUUAUUUUGGAUGAAAAUUGAUAUUCACUGUAUUAAAGCAGCUGUGGAGUAUUACAGUGUUUUUAUUGGUGUUUUUACAGUUCACUUCUUAAUAUAUUUUAAAAUACCUUCAACUGACAAUAGACAGUUCUAUAUGCAAGGUGAAACUUUCAAUAACAUUCAUUAUGGUAAAUUUCAUAAGAAAAUCAAAAUUUGAAAUACCUUAGAUGAAAAUUUGUUAAUUUCAAAUGCAAAUCAAAACUUGAAAUAUUUUCACUUGAAACUUUUUCAAUUUCAAAUGCCAAGGAAAACUUAAAAUACCUUCAACUGAUAAUAAACAGUUCUGUGAGGCCAUUACAAAACUGACAGAGGACAUUCAGCUUAAGUGAAACAUUUGACAGUCUUACAACAUGUUUCAUUUUGUAACGGUGUAGCCAUUUUGAAUUCUCAUUUCUUCCUCUAGUCACUCCAGACUUCUUCAUUUUUAUUCCUUUCUAGGAAUCAAUGUGUUUUGAUUCGACUUUUAUAAAAUACUUGUGUUGAUGGUUUGCAUACACACUCAUAUGCAGCAAAGAUUGUGUAACUCUGUUAUGCAUGCAUAUAAUUUGUGUAAAGGUGUGUGCAUAUUGUGUGUACAUGUAUAUAUGCUGAGCGUAUAUGUUGCUGCAUAUAUUGUGUAUUCAACUAUACAUAUAAUUUUUCUAUGUGAAAAUAUUACAUUUUAGUAUGUAUCAUAAUAAUUAUGUACUGUGUUAUUCAUGUUAUAAAUACUAUUUUUAGCACACAGGUAAAGGUAUAUAUUUAUUUGUGACAUUAUAGACAAAAAAUUAAAAUAGGCUAGUUAUAUAUUUUAAGAAGUAAAAUUUCAAAGAAAAAAGUUUUCUAAAUUUGACUGCAUGGUAACUUUCCAUAGCUUAUUGCCUUCCACUAAUUUAUGUGUACAAUAAAUAGCUCAAUUUGUAUCAUUAUAUAGAAUAUUAAAGUUAUCUUUUGUAUAGCAUGCUGAUUUGUUUCAACUUUGUAUAAUAUCUUUUUUUUUUCAAAAUUACAUGAUAACUAUUCAAUAAGAUUUCUAAUAAAUUUAAUUAUUAGGAAACACUAGAUUGCACUUUUUCAAAGCUAAAUCUGUGAUAAAUCAGGGCAUGAAUUUAGUCCCUAUUUUACAGAAUUGUAUUAUAUAAUCAUUGUAUUUUAUUUCAAAAUGUUAAGAAUUGUUUCAAACAGUUUUUUUAACAUUAUUUCAGAAUGUUGCCUAUCAUGGUUUGUUUUAACAGUAAUUUUAUUAAAGGCACAUUAUGUCUCGGAAACAAAUAAAUAUUUCAUUAUUUAGAAAGGGCAAACAUAAGUUUUAUAAAGUUUUAAGAACGUUUUUAGAGCAUGUUAGAUGAUUUUCACCUGAAGAAAGUAGCACUGAAUAUGAAAUUGUUUGUCAUAAAGGUAGCAAAAUGUAAACAAAGUAGUAUUUUGACUUCCAUACAAAAAUACUAAAUCACUAAAAUAGAACUACAAUGUAAUUCCAAAAAGAACUGGGCAAAAGAUGGUUCAUGUAAUUGAUCAAUGUGUAUUUUAAGGUAACCAUUCAAGGACAUAAAAAAAAUAUUAAAAAAAGCUUUUCAGAAAUAGAAAUAAAAGCAUUUCCUGGGCAUAAUGUGUCUUUUAGAUCAUACUUUCAGAAUGAAAAAAUAUACAUCCUGAAGUGAUUUUGAUUGUCUGUGAUUUCAUCUUACAGUGCUUUAAUGUUUCUUCAUUUUAAAUUAGAUUCAUAUAAAAUCGAUUGUUUAUAUUGUAUGCAAUUUUAGUAUACUUUAUUUUAUAAUUUUGUGUAAAUAAUUUCUUUAUUCCCUAGUGCCUUAUUAGCACAUACUGUUUGUAUAUUCUGCACAAGUUUAUGAUACAAUGAUUUGUUGACCAAUAAAAUAUUUAAGACAA
Messenger RNA from Ruditapes philippinarum (Manila clam), 9091 nucleotides. RefSeq lists its product as uncharacterized. The record is from RefSeq and is a predicted model, not a curated record. The transcript has 23 exons. NCBI's taxonomy places the organism in Eukaryota, Metazoa, Mollusca, Bivalvia, Venerida, Veneridae.